Molecule: messenger RNA, 471 nt
Organism: Bathycoccus prasinos
Lineage: Eukaryota; Viridiplantae; Chlorophyta; Mamiellophyceae; Mamiellales; Bathycoccaceae
Exons: 1
Coding region: 1-471 (156 amino acids)
Source: RefSeq, a predicted model, not a curated record
AUGGCAUCGUCGUCGUCGCCUUUACCUCGCCGAAUCAUAAAAGAAACCCAGCGUUUGCUCCAAGAACCGGUGCCGGGAAUUACGGCGAUUCCGUCCGAGGAGAACGUGCGGCACUUUCAAGUGUCCAUCGAAGGGCCGUCGGAUUCGCCGUACGAAGGCGGGAUUUUCCAUUUGGAACUUUUCCUACCGGAAGGGUACCCGAUGGACCCACCGAAAGUUCUGUUCAAGACAAAGAUAUAUCACCCGAACAUCGAUAAACUCGGGAGGGUGUGCUUGGACGUGUUGAAGGAGAAGUGGUCGCCGGCGUUGCAGAUUCGGACGAUAUUGUUGAGCGUGCAGGCGCUGUUGUCGACGCCGAACCCGGACGAUCCUUUGGACGAGAGGAUUGCGAAGCACUGGAGGGAUAACGAGGACGAGGCGUUGGCGAAGGCAAGGGAGAUGACGAAGAUGCACGCGAUGGGACAUAAGUGA